CUUCUUUCUCUCUCUCUCUCUCUCUUUGUUUGUAUAUAUAUAUAUACCUGAUAUAAUCACAGAAUGAGCUUGAACUGGGCAAUGCUCACGUCGAAUGGCGAGGACAGCGGCGGUGAUCCAGUUCUACUUCCUGGCGAACAAGGUCGCCUUUAUGCUCAAGAUAAAAUUAAAGCAGUACUUGAAGACCAGUCUUCUUCUCGUUGGGAAGCCAAAGGUCGCGUGUGGAUCUCUAAUCAACGGAUUGUGGUGAUUGCCGAGUCAGGAUCGUUCCGUACAUUGAAUAUACCAUUGACAAGCUUCAAAAACUGGAAGUUGGAACAACCUUGGUUUUCAGCGAAUUAUAUUAACGGCACAGUUGUACCUACACCAGGAGGUGGAUUACAACGACCUACAACACUCACACUCACAUUCACAGAAGGAGGUGCUAUUGAGUUUACAACAGUUUAUCGUAACUUGAUGGAGAGGGUCGUUACAGGAGGUAAAAGCGGGGAAAACAACUGUUUUGUGUGUUUUUGUGGAGAGAGAGAGAGAGAGAGGUUAAGAAGGGGUGAUGAGAAGGAAAUAAGAGGGCUUAAACUAAAAACAUAGAAAAAACAUAAUGCGUAAUGUAUAUAUAUAUAUAUAU
This is a messenger RNA of Zychaea mexicana, 625 nucleotides long. RefSeq lists its product as uncharacterized. The record is from RefSeq and is a predicted model, not a curated record. The coding region runs from base 64 to 588 and encodes 174 amino acids. Gene Ontology annotation, cellular component: nucleus. Gene Ontology annotation, biological process: positive regulation of DNA-templated transcription. Gene Ontology annotation, molecular function: transcription coactivator activity; chromatin DNA binding. The transcript is spliced from 4 exons. NCBI's taxonomy places the organism in Eukaryota, Fungi, Mucoromycota, Mucoromycetes, Mucorales, Lichtheimiaceae.